AGCUCAUUCCUAUCAAGUACUGAAGCGUGGCUCAGCACUGAGAGAAGGAACGAAAGAGAGAGGACUGGAGCGUGGCUCAGCACUGAGAGAAGGAACGAAAGAGAGAGGUAUGGCCUUCAUAGCAUGGCUAUAUACAACUCUGUCUUUCAUUGACAUCCACAACUCUUUUUUGCAGCUCAUUCCUAUCAAGGACUGGAGCGUGGCUCAGCACUGAGAGAAGGAACGAAAGAGAGAGGAAACCUAAUGACUACGCCAAAGCUACUUGGCUACCAACAAUUACUACCAACUGCCAACUACCAACAAUUUGAUACAACAUCAGUCGAUCAAUGCUAUUUAGCUACUGAAGGAGAGAGAACUUUUGAUGGAUGUCUUCUUCCCGAAUCUAUGACUCUGUCGUCCACAUUAUCUGACUGCACUAGUGAGGGAAGAAAGUUCACAGACGAGGCCAAUGACUUCAGUCUGGAGAUCCCAGAGGGAGCCAUUCCUGAGGGAGAGAGGCACACUGUCGACGUGGGAGUCGGUCUCUUUGGCACAUUCCAAUUCCCAGAAGGUCUGAGACCUGUGUCCCCCGUGUUCUGGGUCUGUGUCCGUGACCAGAAGAACUUCCAGUUCUCCAAACACGUCCCAGUCACCCUCCCUCACUUCCUUAAUCUUGAAAAUGAUGACGACAUCCAAUCUCUGGGUCUUACAUUUCUCAAAGCAGACCACAACAUGAACUCUGAGGGACUGUAUGAAUUCAACCCAACAGAUGGAGAGAUGGACUUUCAAACUUUCAAAUCGCAUGGAAUUCUUCGAACAUUGCAUUUCUGUUCCCUUUGUAUUGCCACAAGAGACAUACCAAAGAGCCUUGAGAAGGCAUUGUUCUGCAUUACUGCCGUUCUUCCAAAAUUCUCAAUACCAGUUGGCAAAAGUAUUGAUUUAUACUUUCUAAUCACUUUUUCUGAAUUUAAAAACUUGCCUCAAGAAGGUAGGCGAUAUAAUAGCAACAAUGGAAUUGGAUGGACAUAAGACAAAGCAGGUAAAAUUUCAAUUCAACACUAACACCAGAACUCCGGCGCUAGAGAUGGUUAUAACUCAACCAAAACACGGCAAAAUUGGAUUAUCAGGAAACACAAAGGUGUUUCGCAGUGAUGUGGAUUUCUUUGUGAAAAGAAAGCUUUCAGAGGGAGAACUAAAUACUCUGAAGAGUGAUAAGUUCUACCCUCCACGAUUUGAGGGCUAUUUUGCUUCUUUCAGGGAGAAUGCAACACUAGAUGACUGCAAGAUUGUCUUCAAAGGCGCCACCAGUGACAUUGUGUACGACAUACACCUUGAUUGUCCUACUCCCAUUCCUGCAAUUAAAGAAGCAGUGGAUAUGAGUACACAGACUCAGAGCCAGCUCCUACUUGAUAUCAACAGAGAUCUCCACAAAGCCAAGAGGGGAUCUGCAGCAUCUGAGCAAACAAGAACUGAAGGAGCUAUUUCUGGAACUGGGACUCUUUGAUGCAACAGUUCGGGACAAUUUCACAGACAGCAGUCGAGACACUUACGCAGAGGAUCUCAUUCGGGCAUGGAUACUAGGAAGAGAUGGAAUCAUGACUAAAGAGGAGUACAAAGGAGGAGCAACGUGGGAAAACCUCAAGAAAGCUCUCAGGAACAUUAAUCAUCCUGGAGUAGCUGCUGCAAUAUGACUUGCUGUACACGAAACAUGUAUAUACUUGGUUCGAAUCACCCAUGUUGAUCUCCCUUUUACCUCCAUGUAUAUCUUGGUCAUUAACCCUCGCUGCGCGCAUGCGCAUGAUGCGGAAUA
Geodia barretti is the source of this 1789-nucleotide messenger RNA. The record is from the annotation of a GenBank genome assembly. NCBI's taxonomy places the organism in Eukaryota, Metazoa, Porifera, Demospongiae, Tetractinellida, Geodiidae.